Pungitius pungitius (ninespine stickleback) is the source of this 6358-nucleotide messenger RNA. RefSeq names its product laminin, alpha 4 (gene lama4). The record is from RefSeq and is a predicted model, not a curated record. NCBI's taxonomy places the organism in Eukaryota, Metazoa, Chordata, Actinopteri, Perciformes, Gasterosteidae. The coding region runs from base 266 to 5914 and encodes 1882 amino acids. Gene Ontology annotation, molecular function: signaling receptor binding. Gene Ontology annotation, biological process: regulation of cell adhesion; cell adhesion; regulation of embryonic development. The transcript has 40 exons.
GCGCUAAGGGAGAGGAAUCAGGGUAGGGAGGGAGGGAGUGAGGGGAAGGGAGGAAGUCCACACAAGUUUUGUUUAAACAGGACUGCGGCCGGGCCGGGAACUUACCACGGUGCUCCAUCUGAAGGUCGGUAGCCGUGGGAGAAGCGAAGCUAACGGGCGCAGCAGAGCAAAGAGGAGCUGGCCAGAGACUUCCCUACGGCCAGGAGCCACAGACAGAGACUGACAGAGAGGGAGGAUUAGUGCUCCACUGGGCAAACACACAAACAUGGCUGCUGAAUCUCUGACCUGCCUCUGCCUUCUCUGCAUCCUAUCGGGGAUCUCCUAUCCAGCUUCUGGGGCCAGGCUUGGGGAACAGCAACAGCAACAGUUUCUGCUGAAAGUGUGUGCAAAGGGAUUCUUCCUGAGUGAACAGAGCAUAUGCUUGCCAUGUAACUGUAAAGGCCACGCAGACUACUGUGAAGACAUCACUGGCAUUUGCAUAAACUGUAGGGACCACAGUACUGGGGAUUUCUGUGAAAUGUGUGAAGAUGGCCACAUGCUCGCUCACAGUCCGGACGGACGGCAUUCCUGCAGACCCUGCACCUGCCCCCUCUCUGUCCACUCCAACAACUUUGCGGUGCGCUGUGACAAAGGAGGUGGCAGUCUACGGUGCAAGUGCCAAGAGGGCUACGCCGGACAUCUCUGUGAGAGGUGUUCUCCGGGCUUUUACGGUAACCCAAUGGUGAUCGGUAAUUCCUGUAAGCGAUGCAACUGCAACAGCAACUCUGACCCUAACCUGAUCUUCAACGAGUGUCACAACGUGACGGGCCACUGCCAGCACUGCUGGGGCAACACCGGCGGCGCCAACUGUGAGAGGUGUGCCCCAGGUUUCUACGGCGACGCCAUUAGCGCCAAGAACUGCAAAGAAUGCGAGUGCAAUGAAUGUGGCACCUCUUCAUGCGACGACAGGAAAGGAGUGUGUCACUGCAAGCCGGGUGUCACCGGACGACUGUGUGACCGAUGCGAGGAGGGCUACUUCGGUUUCUCCGGCUGUCAAGGUUGCCGGAGGUGUGAAUGCGGGCCUGCAUCCAUUCGCCCCACCUGCCACCCCCUCACCCACAGCUGUCCGUGCCGCCCAGGCGCCGGAGGUCGUUACUGCGAGCGCUGCCUCCCAGGCCACUGGGAUUAUAGCUCUGCCGGGUGCCAGAAGUGUGACUGUGAGAGCGGCCACUGUGAUAUGCACACUGGAGAGUGCCUAGCAGAGGCUGCAACAGUCAAUCUGUGCAACAUCAGUUGUGAUGAGUGCAUUUGGCAUCUAAUCGGGGACUUGCGUAUGUCCAAUAAGACGCUGGACCAGCUGAAAGUCGGUGUGCUGAACAUCUCCACUGGCGCUGCUGCCAACGACAGGCUCAAGUACUACAACUAUACCGCCCAACAACUGCAGAAACAGUUUCAAGGCUGGAGAAACAAGUCAUCUUUGAUUAAGCCUCAAACUCUAGAGCUUGAGAAGGCCACAGACGCUGUGGUGAUGGACAUCAAACAGCUGGGAGAAUCGGAGAGUGUGGUGAAGACGCUCGGGAUGAUACUGCAAAACGACACGCUUGAGACCGUCACCCUGGCUGAGCAGCUCAGCACAGACCUCACUGAUCUCAACCUACGCAUUGAAGAGAUGAUCCAUGACUGGGAGCUGUACAGUGUUCACCAGGACGUGGACCCGGAGGUGGCCAGGCAGAAUACUGAGCAGGCCUAUGCAAUGGUGACCUGGAUGAGGACAUUGGAUCUGUCCCCACGAGAGCCCAUCGCCACCGACGAGUCGACUGAAGCCCAUGACCUGCUGAGGCGCAUACGUCAGUUGGAAAAGAAGUUGAUGAUCACGGACGGCCGCCUCUCACCCGUCAGGGAGAUUCUGUCCCGCUUCUCCGCCAAGCUGUCGGACGCUCGGGGCUUCCUGCAGAAAGCCGCCGACACAGUCCGGGAGACUGAGGACGUGAACAGAGCCAGCAUCCUGAAAUUCCAGAGCCGUGAGGCGAAGCUGCAGAGGUUGGCCGAGGACCACGCCACUGUCAACGAUACACUGGGAAUAGCCAGAGGCUCCAUCUCUAAGACAGAGAAGUCUGUGGCUGAGGUUGAUGCAAUGGUUCAGAACGUGACCGAGUACCAUGCAGCGAUCGAUGGCGCCAACCAAAGGCUAAUGGAAAAGACCGAACGUCUCUCGCUGGCCGACAGAUAUCUGGUGCAGAGGGCCGAUGAGCACGCCGACGAGCUGGACAGACAGGCCAAUGACUUGGAGGACGAUCUGAGAAAGAGUGACGCCAAUGGCUUCGUGCAGAAAGCCAUAAGUGCAGCCAACGUCUACAACAACAUCGUGAAAUACAUUGAUGAUGCCAACAUCACAUCGCUCACCACCCACAACUUAUCCCAUCAAGCUGAAGACGCCAUCACUGGAAUAAAUACGCAGCUUGAGUACCUAGUAAGGCAAAGCAACAAUGUUUUUAAGGAGUCUGUUUCAUUACAUUCAGAACAAAAAGAGGCCGAAGACGAGGUGGCUGACAAGCGCAAAUACAUCGAGGAGACCAAAGAGACCGUGGAUAAAAACACCCAAAAACUUGCAGAAAUAGUGGAGGAUAUCAGUGGAAUUUAUGCAGACAGAACACCACAGCGACUGGAGUUUACCCUCAGAGUGGCUGAGGGGACUCUCAACCGCUCGGCAGAAGUCCUUCAGACCAUCAACCCCAUCAGCACCAAAGUGGAGGAGUGGGCCAACAACAUGAGAAACAACGACUACUCUGCAGCUGCUUACGAGCGGGCUGUCCUUUCUGCCGGUGAAGCAGUGGACAGCCUGAAUGUGCUGGUUCCCAGGCUGCUGGACAGGCUGAAGGUGGUCGAGGAGAAGAAGCCUGUCAACAACGUGACCACCAACAUCAUGAGGAUCAGAGAGCUCAUAGCUCAAGCCAGGAGUGUGGCCAAGAAAGUACAAGUGUCCAUGAAAUUUAACGGUCAGUCUUCAGUCGAGAUUCAUCCUCACAGCAACCCAGAAGACCUUAAGACAGUGACGUCCAUCAGCCUUUUCCUGAGAGUGGAUCCUGACAAGGAUCCUAUAGAAGACCGUUUCAUCUUGUACUUGGGAGACAGAAAUGGUAAGAGAGACUACAUGGGGCUGGCCAUCAAGAAUGACAACCUGGUGUUCGUGUACAACCUCGGGGGGGAAGAUGUUGAGAUCUCAUUGGGUUCAAAGCCUGUCAGCCAGUGGCCCGCAGUCUUUAACUACAUCAAAGUGGAGAGGCUGGGCAGACAUGGAAAAGUCUUCCUGACCAUCCCCAGCCAGAGCUCCAACGACGAGCAGAAGUUCAUCCAGAAAGGUGUCGCUCCAGGCACGGACUCACUGUUUGACCUUGACCCUAAGGAUAUUGUGUUCUUUGUUGGUGGCGUCCCCCCAGAAAUGAGGCUUCCACCUCUUCUGAGUCUAGCUCCUUUUGUGGGCUGUAUCGAGUUGGGUUCGCUGAACAAUGACGUGUUCAGUCUAUACAACUUCAAAGAGACUCACAAAAUGGACGUUGUUGCAUCAACUCCGUGUCUCAGGUACAAGUUGGCAUUUUCCCAGAGUCGCAUUGCCAGCUACCUGUUUGAUGGAACGGGCUACGCACUCAUCAAUAAUAUUGAGAGGAGGGGCAAAUUUGGUGUCGUCACAAGAUUUGAUAUUUCCGUGCGAACCGUCGCCAACAACGGUGUCCUUUUACUCAUGGUCAAUGGGGAUAAUUUCUUCCUUUUAGAGUUAAAGAAUGGCUUCCUGCGCCUAAUGUACAAUUUUGGCUUUAGCAAGGGGCCACUUCUCAUGGAAAAUAACUCACCGAAGCUGCAAAUAAACGAUGCGCGAUACCAUGAGGUGUCCUUAAUCUACCAUCAGUCCAAAAAAGUUAUCCUACUGGUGGACAAGAGUCACGUUAAAUCAUUGGAGAAUCCAAAAACCACACUGCCGUUCUCUGAUAUCUACAUCGGAGGGGCUCCCUCGAGCAUUCUCAAAUCCAGGCCCGAGCUGUCUGCUGCGGUAGGCCUGAAAGGCUGUGUCAAAGGUUUCCAGUUCCAGAAGAAAGACUUCAAUCUGCUGGAAGAGCCUGGCACCAUUGGUAUCAGCAGCGGCUGCCCAGAGGAGUCCUUUAUGUCCCGGAGAGCUUAUUUCACCGGAGAGAGUUACCUGGGAUCCACAGCAAAGAUUUCCCCCUUCAGCAACUUUGAGGGAGGACUCAACUUCAGAACGCUACAGCCCGUCGGACUUCUCUUCCAUCUGAAUGACGGGUCUGAUGAGUUGAGUAUCUCUCUGGAGAAUGGAGCCGUGGUGCUGAACUGCAGAGGCACUCGAGUAAAAUCCCAUAAGAAACAAUACAAUGAUGGAAGGACACACUUCUUAGUGGCCUCAGUAAACAAUCAGAAGUAUUCACUAGUGGUGGACGACAAGGACAAGCAGGAGAAGAAGCGUCCAUCAUCUGCCACAAGACCCUCCUCAGGUUCUGAGGUGAAGACCUUCUAUUUUGGAGGUUCGCCGAGCAGCAGCUUGAAGAACUUCACAGGCUGCAUCAGCUACGCCUACAUCAACAGACAGGACCGGGACAUUGAGCCGGAGGACUUCCAGCGAUACACAGAGAAGGUUCAGACGUCCCUGCAGGACUGUCCAGUCCAGCGCCCCCCUGCUGCUCUGCUGUCAAGGCACAGGGAAACCACUUCUAGAGCCAAACAAGGCCCAUCACACAAGGUUAGCAGGGAGAAGUCCACCUUACCUUUGGGCCUGAUGGAACUGAAGAGUGACGACCAGGAACCACCAGAGUUGAACGUCGAGCGAUGCUACUUCUCCUCAAGUCCCAGAGCGACCCCCCAAGCCUUCCACUACGGCGGCCUCGCCAACAGCAGGCAGCACUACACAGAUCUCCCUGUCUCUCUCUCCGAGAGGUCCCACUUCUCGCUGUCCAUGAAGACCCACUCGUCGUUUGGCCUCAUCUUUUAUGUGUCGGAUGUCGAGGAAGACAACUUCAUGGCUCUCUUCCUGGCCCACGGGAAGCUCGUGUACACCUUCAACGUAGCAGACCAAAGAGUGAAGAUCCGGAGCGAGGAGAAAUACAACGACGGUGCUUGGCACAAUGUUGUUUUCAUCCGUGAUGGGAGCACCGGGCGGUUAAUAAUUGAUGGGCUCACAUUGCCGCAAGUCAGAGUUCAGGAAGGCAACAUUUCCUGGAAUGUCAGCAGCCCCUUUUAUGUCGGGGGAGUUCCUCCAGAGAAGGCCCAAAAGAAUAUUCAGAGAAACUCUGCGUACAGCUUUACUGGCUGCCUGAAGAACAUUCAGCUCGACGGGCAGUGGCUGUCCUCCGUGUCGGAGACUUUUGGGGUGACCCCGUGCUUCGAGGGACUAUCUGAGGCGGGAACAUACUUCUCAGAGGGAGGAGGAUAUGUCAUCCUGGAUGAAACAUUCGACCUGGGGUUAAAGUUUGAGCUAGCGAUGGAGGUGCGCCCCCGCGUGGCAUCGGGGGUGCUGCUGAAUGUGCGCACCGCCGAGGGCUACUUUACCAUGUACAUUCAUCAAGGGACGGUGGUGGUUCUUGUAAACGAUGGGUCUCGUGAGUUCUUCACUAAAGUGUCACCGAGAAAUGGGCUGUGUACUGGCAAGUGGCACAGAAUCACUGUGAUACGGGACGCCAACGUCGUCCAGCUAGAUGUGGACUCUGAGGUCAACCACGUGGUGGGUCCUCUGGACUCCAACUCCACACAUACCAAGAAGCCAUUGUUCAUUGGUGGAGCUCCAGAUGUCUUCCUCCCGGAGGGCAUCGCCACCAGGAGCCCCUACGUGGGCUGCGUGAGGAACCUGACCGUUAACAACAGCCGAGUGAGCUUCAGCAAAGCCGUUCUGGCCAGUGGGGCGGUCAGCGUCGGGACCUGUCCCACAGCAUGACACUGCCGUCCACGCCUUCGCCAUCCCUGAUACUGACGAAAUACGUUAGAAAAGGCUCUUUCUGUCAAGCAUAACCAUUAUGAGAAGCAGCACCACUGUUUGUCACAGUUUCUCUCUUCCACUGUAAUCUUUUCAUUUAUUUUUCUAAUAUUUUAUUUGGGAGCUUUUUUUAAAUGACAAUGUCUCAUGCCAAGAAUACGCUGAAGUUAUCUUAAAUUAAAAAACUUGCAGUAUAAGAUGGAAGCGCCAGGUUCACAACCAUCAACGAGAACCUAUAGUGUAUCCGUGAUUUAGACAUUUGACAUUAUAAAUAAGAUGUUUAUGCAUUUUAUGUUCCACUAUCCCUUUUUUACUCACAAUGACACUUUUUUGUACAAGCUCAUGCUCAAAACAUUUCUUGUCGUACUGUUUGAUAUCUGAUGAAUAAAAGACAUUUCACAUCCA